CGUUGCAAAUAGUGUCUUGAAAAAGCAGUAGCGACCUCGAAUCUUCGGUGACGAUAACUGUGUAACAGUAUAUAGAGAAAACAUAUUAAAUCAGCCAAAAUAGGGAACAAAAUGGGUAGUAUCGAGAAAAUCGCCGAAACGGCACCUGAAGCCAUCCCUACUGUGGAUAUCAGUCCCUUUACGGACCCGAAUGCUUCCGAGGCGGCCAAGCAAGGUGUCGUAGACGCCGUGCGUCACGCUUGCACUACCUACGGUUUCUUUUACCUCGCCGGCCAUGGCGUUAGUAAAGAGAAGCGUGAUGGUAUUCUUGACUGUGCUAAGAAGUUCUUUGAUCUCCCCCAGGAGGAUCGCAUGGAGGUCUGGAUUGGAAAGUGUAUGGGAAAAUCGUUCCGUGGCUAUGAACCUCCUGGAAUUCAGACCCACCAAAAGGGGCUUCUUCCUGAUAUUAAGGAGUGCUAUGUCAUCGGCCAUGAAGUUCCUGCCGACGACCCUGAUGCCGGUACCUUCUCAACUGGUCCUAACCUAUGGCCUAAAGCCCUUAAGGAUGAGGAGUUCCGAACCCCCGCUAUGGAGUACCAGGCUACCAUGCUUGCGCUCUCCAAGGUGCUUCUGAAGCUCCUAGCCCGCGGUCUCCCUAAGAGUUGGGGACAACCCCCCGACGUUAUGGACGAGUUCGCUGUCAAUCCCUCUAUGCCUAUGAGAUUUUUACACUACGCCCCCCAAGAAGUACUUGAUGGGCGACAAUUCGGCGUGGGAGACCACACCGACUUUGGCGGCGUCACUAUUCUAUUGCAAGAGAUGAACACGAAGGGGCUUGAAGUAUGGUAUCCUCCAACGGAGACAUGGAUCCCAGUACCCCCAAAGGAGGGUACAUACGUGAUCAACAUGGGUGAUAUGAUGCAGAAAUGGACCGCGGGGUACUACCGCAGCGCCCGUCACCGGGUCAUAACCUCCGGUUCUAAUCAUCGUUACUCCGUUCCAUGGUUCCUCAACGGCCAACUCAAGCUCAAGUGCGAGACACUUGAUGGCUCUGGCGUUGAGACCAUCGUUGGUGAACAUAUCCGUCAGCGCCUUAUCGCGACCAUGCCUGAGGCCGGGAAAGCCCUUAGAUAGAUUCAUUAGCAUAAGGUGGCGUAGAGUCCGAACGGUUUCGGGGAGAUCUUCAAAGUACUCUGGUAUUCACACCGUGUAGGUGGAAUUAUCUGUAGAUUGUUACGCUAAGAAUUGUGCUUGGAUUGACAUUUGGUACAUUCUUUCAAUAUACUUAAGAAAACCCAUUUACCUACCUUGAA
Hypoxylon trugodes is the source of this 1292-nucleotide messenger RNA. Its product is annotated as Clavaminate synthase-like protein. The transcript is spliced from 3 exons. The record is from RefSeq and is a predicted model, not a curated record. NCBI's taxonomy places the organism in Eukaryota, Fungi, Ascomycota, Sordariomycetes, Xylariales, Hypoxylaceae. Gene Ontology annotation, molecular function: dioxygenase activity. The annotation marks the transcript as partial.